This is a messenger RNA of Helobdella robusta, 789 nucleotides long. RefSeq lists its product as hypothetical. Gene Ontology annotation, molecular function: guanyl-nucleotide exchange factor activity. The annotation marks the transcript as partial. The record is from RefSeq and is a predicted model, not a curated record. NCBI's taxonomy places the organism in Eukaryota, Metazoa, Annelida, Clitellata, Rhynchobdellida, Glossiphoniidae. The transcript is spliced from 8 exons. Gene Ontology annotation, biological process: regulation of ARF protein signal transduction.
CAGAAGCAACAACUACUUUCAAGAGGUCGCAACAAAUUCAACGCCGACUCAACCAAAGGAAUUCAGUUUUUGAUAGAGUGUAAAGUGCUUAACGACGAUGCGGAGAGUGUCGCUGAAUUUUUGUUGAAAGGGGAGGGCCUCCAUAAAUCGGCCAUUGGGGAAUACCUGGGAGAAAAAAACGAAUUCAACCUGAAAGUUUUGAGAGCGUUCACAUUCAUGCACCAGUUCUCUGACAUCUUACUCGUUCAGGCUCUGAGACAAUAUCUGUGGAGUUUCAUGUUGCCCGGUGAGUCACAGAAGAUCGAUCGAAUCAUGGAGUGCUUCUCUGAGAAGUAUUGCUCAGACAAUCCUCAUGUCUUCACCAAUUCUGAAGUCUGUUUUGUCCUUUCGUUCGCACUGAUAAUGCUGAACACGAGUCUGCACAACGCGAACGUGAAGGACAAAUUAUCCUCCGAGAAGUUCAGCAAGAUGGUCAGAGGCAUUGCAAGCAUGCACGAACUACCUGCCGAUCUUAUUGAGACACUCUACAAAAGUAUCAAAAGGGAGCCUUUGAAGUUGCCCAGCCAAUCAGAUUGCCAGGAUUUGAUGUACACAUUUUUCAAUCCAAUCAAAGAGGGAUGGCUGUACAAAAAAAGAGGAACAUGGAAAAGAAGGUGGUUCCUACUGAACAAUGGAUGUCUCUACUACUUCAUUCAAACCACUGAUCUCCAACCGCGCAGCAUCAUCCCGCUCGAAAAUUUAAAAGUUGACGUCUGCAACGACUCAAAGAGACAAAAUUGUUUCAAAAUA